Exophiala bonariae is the source of this 570-nucleotide messenger RNA. RefSeq lists its product as uncharacterized. Lineage: Eukaryota; Fungi; Ascomycota; Eurotiomycetes; Chaetothyriales; Herpotrichiellaceae. Bases 1 to 570 code for a protein of 189 amino acids. The transcript has a single exon. Gene Ontology annotation, molecular function: hydrolase activity, hydrolyzing O-glycosyl compounds. Gene Ontology annotation, biological process: carbohydrate metabolic process. The record is from RefSeq and is a predicted model, not a curated record.
AUGAUCAAGGAGCUGCAAUCGUUGAAUAUAGAGCUCCUGGUCUCCAUCUGGCCCACGGUCGACAAGCAGUCGGAGAACUACGAACAUAUGCUUGAGCACGGCUUGCUCAUCAGACAAGAUCGUGGUCUGCGAACAUCGAUGGAUUUUCAAGGUGACACGAUCCAUGCAGACUUCACCAAUCCAGAGGCAAGGGAAUUUGUCUGGCAGGUCGCCAAGAAGAAUUACUACGACAAAGGAGUGAAGUUAUUCUGGCUGGAUGAAGCCGAGCCAGAGUACAAUGUCUACGACUUCGAUGUCUAUCGAUACCAUAGCGGAAGCGUGCUCAGCACGGGUAAUGCAUAUCCAGUUGAAUACGCGAAGGCAUUCUAUGAGGGAAUGACCAGAGACGGGAAGCAAGAGAACGUGGUCAACCUCAUACGCUGCGCUUGGGCAGGAAGCCAGAAAUGGGGAGCACUUCUGUGGAGCGGUGAUAUUGCGAGCAGCUGGCAAGCCUUCCGAGAUCAAGUCACAGCAGGGUUGAACGUUGGUAUUGCCGGACUACCAUGGUGGACAACGGACAUUGGUGAGUAG